This is a messenger RNA of Cercospora beticola, 1164 nucleotides long. Its product is annotated as class I SAM-dependent methyltransferase. Gene Ontology annotation, molecular function: methyltransferase activity. Lineage: Eukaryota; Fungi; Ascomycota; Dothideomycetes; Mycosphaerellales; Mycosphaerellaceae. The record is from RefSeq and is a predicted model, not a curated record.
GCCCGGCGGUCUGCAUACAAUGCGUGAGUUGUGGCUGCACCAUCUCGUUCUAGACACCGCCGUCGUGCUCGGCAUAUACUAGACCAUGCCCUCGCACCCAAGUGUCCGCCGCUCCUGGUGCUUAUCCUCGUCCUCUCAUCUCUUGCGGUAGCCGGCAGAACGGCCACAAUGGGUGCUGCUUCCGACUCCAGCAGGCCGCACGAAUCGUCACUCCAGGACUAUCUGCUCACCAACAAGGCAAAUUGGAACGAGCGUGCAACCCUCCACGCGGUGUCCAAAGACUACGAUGCGGCGCGACUGGUCAGUGAUGCAUCAGCAAUUUCAGAUGUUGUCUCGUUUGACCUACCACUCCUCGGCGACAUCUCCGGUUAUGAUUGCGUUCACUUGCAGUGCCAUAUUGGAACCGAUACUCUCUCGCUAGUACGCCUCGGCGCCAAGAGCGUUGUUGGUCUUGACUUCUCGACUGCAGCAGUGAGGGAAGCCCAGGAUAUUGCCAACAGAGCAGGUUUUGAGCAAGCGAAGCUCAAAUACGUCGAGGCCGAUGCCUAUCAUGCUGUGUCAGUCCUGGGGGCAGGAGCUUUCGAUAUGGUGUUCACGGGCAUCGGCGCGAUAUGUUGGCUUCCUUCGAUUCGACAAUGGGCUCAGCAAGUGAGCGGACUUCUCAAGCCAGGAGGCAGACUCUUCAUUCGCGAAGGCCACCCUGUAGUCUGGAGCAUCGACGAAACCAUACUCGAUGCACGUGGCCCAGUCAUCACCUAUCCCUACUUCGAAACUACGAAGCCGGUAGAAAGCGAGAGCGAGGAUACUUACGUAGAUACUGACGGCAAGAAGCUUACGAGCACGAAGAGUGUAAGCUGGAACCACGGUAUCGGAGAGAUUUUGACUGCCCUCCUAGAAGUCGGCAUGGAGAUCACUGGGUUCGUUGAGCAUAAGACCAUUCCUUGGGUUGCCUUUCCUGGCAAGAUGGAGAAGGACACGAAACGUGGAGAAUGGAAGUUGAUCGAAGGCGAAGAUAACGUUCCCCUCAGCUACACGCUACAAGCGAAGAAGAAAUAGAAGCACGAGAAAUAUCAUCAAGACAGGAACAAUCUGCUGCUUGGCCUUCUGCUCAUUGAUACCCUGCGCUUUCCUGCAGAAGCCACAGCUGAUGAUGCUCAAUCGCGC